This is a messenger RNA of Hyaloperonospora brassicae, 1935 nucleotides long. Lineage: Eukaryota; Oomycota; Peronosporomycetes; Peronosporales; Peronosporaceae. The record is from the annotation of a GenBank genome assembly.
AUGCACGUACGGCUCGCGCUGCGUCGCUCCAGCAUCUCGAGCGUGCGCCAGCGCCCGAAUGCACUGCAGCCCCCUUCUGUGGCCGUGCCGGACCCUGUGCGUCUGCCAGGUCGUCGCUGUUUCGCCUUCAGUGCGACGUACCCUACGCCCGUGGAGUCUGCUGCGCUGGACGCUGACACACACGAUAAAAAACCCACACCUCGUCUGGUGUGCGGCAAAUGCAACACGACGUUAAGUGCGACAAAAGACCUGGUCUUUUUCCGAUGGCGAAAUGGAAUUCACGUAUCGAAUACAACGGACGAGUCGUUGAAGAACUUGUUCCCCGAAGACGCCGUCGAGGAAGUUGAUGCCCGCUGGAAAAAGCACAAAAUGCUCUGCAUCAAGUGCAAUUAUCAAGUCGGGACAUUGGCGCGGGUCUUUUCGUCCGACAGAGUUCUGUUCAGUGCUGCUCGUGUGGCAAUCCAAUUGUCGGAAGACGAGUCGCCGUUGCUGUCGUUAUCGGGCUAUCCGUCAUCGGUGCUGAGCUUUGCAAUGUGGUCCGAGCUGAUCUUGAUCGCAGAGACGCAGCCACAACUCAAGGACUUGCUGCAGAUCCGCAGAGUGGACAACAUCCAGCUCCACUCGACCGACACAGCGGAGCUGAAUCGCACAAUCCUCAUGGCAAAGGAUUUGCAAGAGCUGCUGCGCGUCGUGGACGAGAACGUGCCCGAGCUGAAUCAGUACAAUAUUCGGACGGCGAUCGAUCGCGCAGGCCGAUUCGUGGCGACGAGAACGACUCGAGCAGACUUGUCGGCAGUCCGUUAUAGCAACAGCUCCAACAAAUCUGAAGCUCCGGAAGAUGAGUUGCUAGCAAUUCCGUCGCCAAAUCCAUUGACCCAGUCGUCGAUCAAGCCUACUGCCUUGGAUACGAAGCGAUUCUGGAAACUGAUCGAUGAGACUGAAAAGCUAGUCAACUUUGGUAUUGCCGCAUUCAAAACUGGCCAAGCGCUUUCCAAUCUUACGACAGCACUGAUGCGGCUUGGCGUGGGGCGCGCGACAAUUCUACAACCUGUGGCUGCGCAAGCUGUGUUCCUGAUGCAAGCUGACGAGCCAAAACUAAGCGCACACGAAGCCUGCAUGAUUGCCUCAGCGAUCGUGCAUUUACUGCCAAGGGAGAGUCGGAGGAGUAAGUGGGUCUUGGACACUUUGGAGGCAACCAGCAAGAUGGUGGUAUCCGAGCUUGACGGAGCGAACAUGAGCGGAGAGGACAAACAGCGAGCGGCUGAGGUGCUUAUUCCGCUGGCUCGAUCAUUCCUGUUCGCCGAGAGUUUCGACGAAGAUCUGUUCCGACGAGCCUUUCGCGAGAUCAACUCACAAGCGCUGAACAAGCUCGAUAUGCCUCUGUACAAGCUCCGAGUGCUCAAGUCGAAGGCGUACCAAGUUCAUUUAGACUGUGAGCUCCACGGCCGACCCGGCGAUUUGAGACUGUCGCCGGCUCUAGAGGAUGAGUGUAAGCAAGCGUUUGAAGCUCACCAAAAGAAGAGCAAGAGCUCGUCGUAUCGCUUGCACCACCUUGUCUGCACGGCACUCGACGAGCUCAAGAUUGCCAACGAAACCUCGUACGGGUUGGAGACGAGCUACCACUUCGACGUGGUGGCACCGAGGCAGAAGAUUGCGAUCGAGAUCAACCAGUCCGAUUGCUAUGCGGUACCCGAGCCGGGCGAUGAAGACAAGGAACCGAAGCCGUUUGGUUUCGUGGAUCUCAAGACACGACACCUGAAGCUUUUGGGCUGGACCGUUAUCAACUUGCACGCCGACCGGUUUCUGCAGCACAAGACACUGGAAGACCGCGUGAUGUACCUGAGCAUGCUGCUGGAAAUCGUCACAUGUCGUGAGCAGAAACCUACGCGAUCCCACCGAGGUGACCGUAGGUCCAGGCAACCGAGUAGUAAAUAG